UACCAUUGCAUUAAUGGAUGCUGUGUUUUCCAAAUGCCACUUUUUUUUUCCCCUUUUUUUCUCAAGAAACUCGAAGUACUAUACACUUUGAAAGCUUACUAAGAAAAAAAAAAAAGUCUCAAGCAUGGACCUCUCAUAAUCUCCUAAUUGUCUGCCCUUUGCUAGGCUAUUUUGUCAUUUUUUGUGUUAAGGGAUCACAGUGAUCAGCAAAUUUUGCACAAGAUGACCUUUUAGUGUAGAGUGAGAUGAGUGCGAGUGCAAGCAAAUAGCAGUUUAUAUUCCUGAUUCACAACUGUGCAUGUACAAAUGCCACAAUUGUAUUUCAGUCAGUUGUUAAGAAUCUUUGUUCAGACAGCAUGCUUUCCAGUUAUAUUUGCUAAGAUUUUGCUUUUCCAAAGUAUUUUCAGGGGACCACAGUCAGAUGUGUAAAUAAAUUUGUUUCUUGUUUAUUAGUCAGUGGAAACUAUGUAAUAUUCAGUAUUCUAUGGGACUUGGCUCCCUCAGUCAGUUUCUUAAUGUGAAUUUAGAAGCCUAAGUAGGCAGUCCUGGAUUUUUUGCUUUUCAUAUUUUCCGAACCACUUGUGUAUAAACAGAAUUCAACAGGCAUUAUGUGUCUGAGGCAAAGUUGUAGUUUGAGUCUACCAACAUUUCUGGAAGUCCAAAUAUUAAGUGGUGUUUCAGUCCUUUUUACUCCUAGCUUGGACAUUUAACAAACAUGAAUAGAAGAUGUGUAGAAGGUUAUUUAGUUGGAAAGCUGAAAUUCUUUAACCUGUCCUUUCCAUUAGGACUUCACUGUGAGCUCUGUCUCACACUAAGACGUUUUAGAUUUUCUAGAUUUUAUUCAGAUGUCAGCAUUUGGAUUUCCUAAAUCCAAAAGCUUAUAAAAUUUGCUUUUAAGGAGAAAAUUUUAAUUAAAAUGGCUUUUAGGUUUUCUUCAAAGCAGAUGCUGAAUUUUAUUUUGACACAUGAACCACUUUUUAAUGUUCAGUAUAUUUACCAACAAAGAUUAUUCUUGUAAAAUUGUUUUUUGAUCAGAAAACUGCUUAAACAUAUGUAUUUAUUGUAGCAUUUAGACGUGUAAGAUUACUGGAAAAUGACAUGAGUGUGUGGGUGCUGGAAUACACCCAUUAGUGGAGUUCUUUCCGUUAUUGAGGAUCUGAUGCAGAAGAAUAAAUUAUAUAUUUUGGAGAGGAUAUUUCUUACUUCAUUCUCAGUUGUCCAGCUUGACAGCUUAGUAUAGGUAUGAUGUAGAGAAGGAUUCUUUGAAAGGGGAGUGCUCAGCCUAAUACCCAAGCCAGUAGCCGUCACUCUUCAGUACAAGGUUACAAAGCAGCAGUAGUGGUUUUAGUUAAUAUGCUAGUAGCAGCGUUUAAUAAAUAUAGCAGCUGGAGAGGGCUGAGGAAUCUCAUAACAAAGCAGUAGGAAAGAAUUACAUUAGCUUAUAAAUACUGGUCUGCAGCAGCUCUGUUCAUUUCUCCUGUGACUUGCAUAGUAAGCUUUGUCCUUGUGCUUCAGAGUGUCUCAAAUGUGAUUGUAUGCUGGCAGAUGAGCCCAGUAGCCUUUUGUAGCCUGCCUGUGUGAUACUGAAAAUACAAAGCCCCCUCCCCAAAUUAGAGAUGUGUUAAUCUGAAAAUAAUUUUUUUUUCAGUUUUUAGAGUCCCUCUGAUGAUUCAGCUGAAUAGCUUUCUACUAUUUUUUGUUUCUUCUGUUUUAAUGCUUUGCAGUACAUUACAUGAAUUCCUCAGUACCGUGACAAACUUCCCACUUUACAAUUUCAGUCUUACAGUGACACUGAUGAAUGCUUCCAAAGCUGACAUACUGAUUGCUCUUCAAAUGUUGUGUGCAAUUUUUCAAUCAUGUAAAACAGAAAAGACGGUCGUGUUUAAAAAAUGUUUCGGACCUGUUUGUGAUGGGAGGAGCUCUUGUUCUAGAAUCAGCAGCUCUUUUGCACUGGCUAGAGAGAGAAGGCUACGGACCGCUAGGGAUGACUGGAAUAUCCAUGGGAGGACAUAUGGCUUCACUGGCAGUGACAAACUGGCCUAAACCAUUGCCAUUGAUUCCCUGUCUUUCCUGGUCAACAGCCUCUGCAGUCUUUACUACGGGUGUGUUGAGCAAAGCAGUAAACUGGAGAGAGCUAGAGAAACAGUAUUUUACGGAGACUGUUUAUGAAGAAGAAAUAAUUCAAAUGCUUGAAUACUGUGGAACAGAUUCUUUCAAGAUGGGACAAGACUUUGUUAAAAACUUCCCUGACAGUGUGGACAGCCUGGUGGAUGUAGACAUGACAUCCAGAAUGUUCAACCUUAAUUCCACAAUCAAGACUGUAUCUAAAGAAGCUGUUCACAGCUUUACCACAAAUAAAAGUACUCCAAGUGCCUCAUCAGAAAGACUCUUAGUACAUGAUUCACCUAAAAUGCAGUGUAUAAAUCAAACAUUUUCAACCAGUAGCAAUAGCAAUAAAAACUUAACCAGCCCAGAAGGAUACAGGAUAAAUAAAAGAAUAAAGAGUGACACUUUACAGAGAGAAUCCUUACGGUUCAUGAAAGGAGUAAUGGAUGAAUGUACCCAUGUAGGUAAUUUCUCGGUUCCAGUUGACCCAAGUUUAAUCAUAGUAGUUCAAGCUAAGGAGGAUGCAUAUAUUCCCCGAACUGGGGUACGCAGUCUUCAAGAAAUCUGGCCUGGGUGUGAAAUCAGGUAUCUGGAUGGAGGUCAUGUCAGUGCCUACCUCUUCAAACAAGGACUCUUUAGACAAGCAAUUUAUGAUGCAUUUGACCGCUUUCUUCAGAAGUAUGCCAUGUGAAAGUGCUGGUCAUGUGUUUAAACUGAUCUCAUCUGUACUUCUGCUCACUGGAAUUCACACAUGGAAAACAAGCCUCUUGCAACAUUGAUUAGAUGGUCACUGGCUUUGUCUUAGGUAACAAUUAUCAAAAAUGGUAAAGUACCAGCGUAACUAAUUUCAACCCAGUGCUGUUCUGACACACUUACUUCAGCUUUACCUGUGAGAAAACACUGGUGGCAUUUGUUAGCACAUGAAUGGUCCAUGUACUUCACAUUUAAUCAUGUUGUGUAUUCCUUAAAUUCUGAAUAAAUGCUGAAUUGUGGAAAAUCAAUGGAAAAUAAACCGAUCUACUCAUUGAAAGAAUGUACAGUUUGCUAUAGGGCUAAGAUCUCUCCUGUAUUUAGUGUAUUUCUAGUUUGUUCCAGGUACUUUGUUUUCCUCUUGCUUCCAUGUCCCCUUGCUGUUCCUAUUGUGUUGUACUAUGGCUUUGCCAGCACUUGGCCUCCUCUUUGUCACUGAUUUUCUCUUAUGAAUUGAAAAUGAACUAUAAUAGAAAGGACAGCAUCAAACCUUGCAAAAAGAGACUUUCAAAAUUCAACUAAAAGUGAGAGACACUUUUUUAUUGAAUGUGUCCAUGAGAUUUUUCUGCCACUGUGUUAAACGGUGCUGUUUCAGAAGGAUCAUGUAGCAAUUCAUUUAUCAGUUUCACAAAACUGGAAUAAGUGAAAAUGGAGUGUGCUAAUUAUCUGUUUACAUGCAUUGAGCUGGAUAACAAACUUACAGAUUUUUUUUUUCUGUCAAAGCAGUGGCAAAAGGAGUCUGAUUCUUAGCAGUUAAAUCGACAGCAGAUUAUAUGGUGCUAUACAGACCUGUUGGAAGUAAUUCAGCAGGUCCUUUUUAAAGUGCAGUCACUGCUGAUAUGCAAAAUGCAAUUUCACUGUAUAAUGUUAAAAAUGUAUGUGAGACUAAGGAUUUUCAGAAUAGUUAGAUUAGCUCCUUAUUUUCCAACAGUUGUUUUUUUUUAAUUGGAUGGAUAAUUAAAAAAAUAAGGAUUAUGAAUGCAUUUAAGAAAAUCCAAAGUCUGUUGUUUCUGCUUUUGGGAUCAAAAAUGCCAACAAAUUACAGUAAAAUAAAAGGUUGUCGUGCAUCAGCUGUAUAUGGUAUCCAUCCACAUCUUAUUUUGUUGUGAUCUCUUGAAAUAUUAUUUUAAAGCUAUUUUGCAGAAAAACUGAAAACUCAGACCACUUCAGUAUUAACUUCAGUACAGUAAUGACCAGAGUUACCAGAAACAAACAGAAAAAAAUCCAGCCAUUUCUUGGAGUAUGUGACUUCUACACCUUUCAAGUCAAGCACUUCAUUGAUCUCCAUGGUUAGUGUAAUGGUUUUUUAAUAGGCAGAGUAUGAAGCAAACAAAGCUCAGUUUAUAUGAAUAUAUUCUUUUGAAUUUUAGUCUGGCAGACAGGACUGGGAAGAAAUCACUGUUUGCUUAAAAUCAGAUAAGUUCAGGUAAAACUGAAGUGCAACAAUUUGUAAUAACCCAGACUAUUUAUACAAAGUUCCUGAAAAUGCAGAAGUUCUAUUCUGUUGGAAGGUAAAUUACUUAUUUCAAGUUUUUUUCCAUCAUUUCUUUAGACAGUGUUGUUUUUUUAAUAUAUAACAGGGAGCAAGUGUGAAGCAACUAGCACAUUUAAAUGUAGUAGAAUACUGAAUGAUGAAAGGUUAGAAAUAAAAUAUAAGUAAGCUUACUAUUUUAAAAUUGAAGUCUUGAAUGCUAUACUGAAAGAUUUAUGGGGAAUACAUUUUACAAGCUCAUUCAUCAACUAAGAGUGUUAUACAAGACCAUUGUCUGCUGUUCCCCAACUUUUGAGAUCUCACAUUUUAAAUGUGUUUCUGUGCUUUAUGUCUUGUUUCUGUUGCAGUGAUGAGAAAGGGAGAUAACUGGUGGCAAGGGAGAGGGCUUGAAUAAAUGGAAGAGAGAAAAGACAGAUUUUGUAAGGUGGGGAGUAAGCAAGUUCUUCUCUAUGCUACAAAGUAUAACAUGCCAAAGUAAAUAUUUUCAAAGCGCACAAUACUAGGAAUUACACAACUGAUGGGAACUUGACAUCCUGAGGUUAGUGUUCUGAUGAUAUUACUAACAGGGUUUAACUUGCCAAAAGGGCAUAAUAUUCACAGAAGCAGAUUUAUGCUAAUGCAAAUCCUGUUUGUGACAGUGUCUUUUGGGAUAAGUAGUGAAAGACUUGUCUCUGACAAGAGUGAGAAGUCACACUCUGCUGUGUAACUGAAGUAAUGUUGCCCAAUAUGAAAGCCCAGUAAGAAGCAUGUAAGAAAUUUCUCAGGUUAGAAUAACAAAAAGGAAAAAAAAAAUAGCUCUGUGGUCUAAUUCUGUCAGUUAUCAGACACAGGAAGCUAUUAACUGGUCUGUGAAGGGGGGUUCUUGCAGUGCAAAUGUUUUUAACCUUUGCAAAAUUGACUUUUUAAACUAGAUUUUAAGAUUAAAUUCUAAGAAAGCAUUAGUAAUUAUUCACUUUGAUGUUAAAUGAGAGUGUGAUUUUAAUCAGCAAUUGCAUGAGAAAAAUAUUGGAAUAAAGUUCCUGCACUUAAUCCUAAGAGCAGGUAAGCCAUUCUGUAUGUCUUAAAUUUAUUGUAAAACUGGCCUUGGUAAUUUUUUUGUUUUAAUGUUUUUCAAUAAAAAUCCUAGAAAAA
Molecule: messenger RNA, 5479 nt
Organism: Apus apus (common swift)
Lineage: Eukaryota; Metazoa; Chordata; Aves; Apodiformes; Apodidae
Gene: ABHD18
Product: abhydrolase domain containing 18
Exons: 7
Coding region: 1910-2797 (295 amino acids)
Source: RefSeq, a predicted model, not a curated record